CCGCGCGGCCUCCCAGCCGGGGGGUGCGAACAACAAAGCCGGGAUGAGGCGUCCUCCUCAGGAAGCGCCGGUCUCCGGUGAGGAAUAAGAAUCACAACAAGCACAGGAUGCGCGCAAGCGAGCGCCUUAGGUCCGGGGGCAGGGCCAGGCGUCGGAGGGCGGCAGCGGGCGGGAGAGCCAUCGCCCCCCGCACCCCGCUCGGGACCGGACGGGCACCAAGCCUGCGGAACGGCCCGACGUCCCCGAGGUCCGCGGCGGCCUGAGCCCGGACUGCCCUCCGCGGGGGCGGCCUGAGCCCGGACUGCCCUCCCCGGGGGCGGCCUGAGCCCGGACUGCCCUCCCCGGGGGCGGCCGUCCCCGUCCGACGACCGACCAGCGGCCCGGUCCGUCCCCCCCCGUCGGGGGCAUGGGGGCCGCCCUCCCUCCCGCGGGACCGGUCCCUCUGGGCGCGCUGGCCCUGCUGGCCCUCCUGGCCCUGCCGUCGGGGGCCGGGGCCGGGGCCGGGGCCGGGGCCGGGGCCGGCGAGGGAGCCGUGGUCUGCGCCGGCACGGCCUGCUACACGGCCCACUGGGGCCGGGUGGACGCCGACGAGGCCCAGCGGCGCUGCAGCCACAACGGGGGCAACCUGGCAUCGGUGCGCGACGAGAAAGAGCAGGAGAAGCUGCAGGCCGCCCUGACCCAGCUGCUGGCCGCCGGGCCGGACCAGCCCGAACGCGCCAAGUUCUGGAUCGGACUGCGGCGGGCCAAGGGCUCCUGCGGGAACGCCGACGGCCCUCUGAGGGGCUUCAGCUGGGUGGGCGGCCCGACGGGGGCCGGUCCGGACUAUGCCAACUGGUACAAGGAGCCCAAGACCUCGUGCGUGGGCCAGCGCUGCGUGACCCUGCUCCUGGAGCCCGACCGGACCAGCCCGUCCAAGUGGGUGGACGGUCCUUGCGGGAGCGCCGCCAAACCCGGCAGCCGGCUGGAGGGCUACCUCUGCCGCUUCAGCUUCCAGGGCAUGUGCCCGCCGCUGGUCCUGGCGGGGCCGGGACGCGUGGUCUACACCACCCCCUUCGGCCCCCGCGGCUCCGUCCUGGAGGUCGUGCCCAACGGGUCCCAGGCCCGGGUGGACUGCGGCGAGGAGCCGUCGGGGGUCCCGAGCUACACCGUCUGCCGGGCCCGGGGCGCGGGCGCCUUCGGCUGGGACCUCUCCGGCCCUCUGUGCGCCUCGGCCCAGCACGGCUGCUCCUACAACCGGGGCGGCUGCGAGCAGGAGUGCCUGGAGGGCGGCGAAGGCUCGUUCCGCUGCGGCUGCCGCCCGGGCUACCGGCUCCGCGACGACCUGGUCAGCUGCGCCCCGCGGGACCCGUGCGAAGGGCCCGGGCCCGGGCCUUGCCACCAACCUGCCCGCUGCGUGCCCGGUCCCCGGGGCCCCGAGUGCCGCUGCCCCCCUGGCUUGGCGUCCAGCCCCGACGGCCGCGGCUGCCUGGACGUGGACGAGUGCGCCGGGGCCUCCCCGUGCGCCCAGCUCUGCACCAACACCGACGGCUCCUUCGUCUGCUCCUGCCUCCCGGGCUACGAGCCCGCCGGCCAGCGCGGGGCCCACUGCCUCGACGUGGACGAGUGCCGGCGAGGUCGACCUUGCCCGGACCUCUGCUUCAACCUGCUGGGCUCCUACCGCUGCGGCUGCAGGCCCGGCUGGCACCUGGGCCCCGACGGCCUCUCCUGCCUCGCCAACGGCGCCGGCCGGGGCCGAGAGGGGCCGCCGGACGCCGGGGUCCCGGGAGAGGAAGAGAAGGAAGAAGAGGAGGAGGAGGACGGGAAGGAGGUGGUGGUGGAGGAGAAGGAAGAGGUGAUGGUGGUGGUGGAGGAGAAGGGAGAGGUGAUGGUGGUGGUGGAGGAGAAGGGAGUCACAGAGAGUGCCACUGCAAAGGCCCCUUCCCCCUCCCCCUCCCCUUCCCCCUCGCCUUUCCUUUCCCCCUUUCCCUCCUUCUCUCCCCCUCCGCCCUCCCCCGGGGUUGGCAGAGCCCACCACGUGCCACCCACUUGGGGAAGACCCUCCCGCCAGCCCCACCCGCCCACCAGCCGAGCCCCCGGGCCCUCCCCCACCAGCAGCAGCAGCAGUAGGGGGGUCUCGGGGACCCCAGGGACCCAGGCCUCCCCCAGCCCCGACCGGCCGGCCGGGAGAACCCCCUUCGGGACUGCGGGCAGCGGGGCUGGCACGGGUGCCCUGGGGGAGCAGGGCGAUGGCUCGAGGCUGCUCCUCUUCUGCAUCCUGGGGGUCGUGGCCGUCAUCCUGCUGCUGCUGGCCAUCGCCCUGGGGGUGCUGUUCUCCCGCAGGAGGAAAGCCAAGAGGGCGGAGGUCAAGACCCCACCCAGCGCCACCGACAACUACUCCUGGGUUCCUGAGAGGGCCGAGGGCAGGGCUGUAGAGAAUGAGUACAGGUAAAGCCGGGAGGCCCUCCUGGAGGAGGAAGGCGGGGUUGGUUGGGCGCGGG
Messenger RNA from Ornithorhynchus anatinus (platypus), 2477 nucleotides. RefSeq names its product CD93 molecule (gene CD93). Gene Ontology annotation, biological process: cell migration. The transcript has a single exon. The record is from RefSeq and is a predicted model, not a curated record. Gene Ontology annotation, molecular function: extracellular matrix binding; calcium ion binding; extracellular matrix protein binding. Bases 407 to 2428 code for a protein of 673 amino acids. Gene Ontology annotation, cellular component: external side of plasma membrane; extracellular matrix. NCBI's taxonomy places the organism in Eukaryota, Metazoa, Chordata, Mammalia, Monotremata, Ornithorhynchidae.